GUCAGUACGUAGUCACUGGUCAGUCUUCAAACCCAUUUUGCCAAACAAACGGCAGUGGUAGACUUGUGGGAGCCACACCACCUCUGUCCGACCCUUCACUCAACAAUGGCGGAUUUGAUUAUGGAGGAAAGAGAAGAGCUCAUGGUCUCACCAUCAGGUGGAACACCAACUCUAAGAACCGCCCAUUUUCUCAACCCCUCAGUAACUUCCCCCGACAGCUCCUCCUCCUCCCUUCCGCAGCGAUUCACGGCGGCCGGAAACAUGGCACCGCCGCCGAAGUUUGACUUUCGGGGGUGGAGGAUUAACCCACUCAAGGAAUGGGGGGAAUGGGUCGAAUCCAUGCGCUCCCUGCACGAACCCCUGUGGAAGAAGGCCGGAAUCCGCGACGCCGUGAUGAACUCGACCUACAGAAUCCACCGGCACGACGAAAUUGUUCUCGCUCUCGCCAGAAAAUGGAACCCGGAGACCAACACGUUCCUGUUUCCGUGGGGAGAAGCCUCUCUCUCCUUGGAGGACAUGAUCGUCUUGGGAGGCUUCUCUGUUUUGGGCUGCUGUGUUCAUUCCGAUUCAAACCCUAGAGACCUAAAUAUUGAAGGGAUCAAAAAGAAAUUACUCAAAGCUCGAUCCGAGCUAAACAUGUCUAAAUCAAAGAAACCCACCCAAAUUGGUUGGAUGGUCAAGUUCAUGAACAACAACAAGGAAUGCGAAAUAGAGCACGAGGCCUUCCUUGUGCUCUGGUUGGAGCGGUUUGUUUUCCCUGUCUCCACGCAAGACACAAUUGGCACAAAGGUUUUGGACAUUGCCAUUCGACUAGCCAAAGGCCAGAGAAUAGCCCUUGCCCCGGCUGUCUUGGCUAUUAUCUACAAGAACUUGACAAUCAUGAAGAAGGCUCUUGGUGGAGUUGGUGGUGACCACACCCAGAAUUGUUGCGCGAUUUUGGCCCCGUUCCGGCUGGUGCUAGUAUGGAUGGAUGCGAAGAGUAUAGACUUUGCAGGAGAAGAAUUUCUGUGGCGGCCAUACGCGUUGGGGGCCAAAAACUCACUUCUUCUCUACAAGGAGGGAGAAGGACGAUGGACUUUUGUCACUGGUGGUGGGGAUGAAGUGGACGAACUCAUUCGCUGUGUGAGGGUGAGUGAGCUGGUGGGGAUAGAGGGUGUCAUUGAGCAGUACCUGCCUCACCCUGUGGCUAUGCAGUUUGGAAUGGAUCAGGAUCAUCCCCGGUUCGUGGCGCGAGCGGAUGGAUCGCCUGAAAUUGCUUGGAACUUCUUCUCGAGGCCCGUCUUGGACUUGAAACUCUGGGUUCCCCCGCGCUUGUUUGAGUCCGAUGUUACCACUCGGUACUUGGAUUGGUUCUCUAAAAUUGUUAAUGUUCCUGAUGAUGGUGAUAGCUAUGAUGAUGAUGAUGAUGUGCCUCUGGCUGAACUUGUAAGGAAGGAGGGAAAAAUUGAUGAGAAUACUCGUCUUCUUGAUGAUGAUGAUGACGACGACGAUGAUCAUGAGGUUGAUGAUGGUGUUUCCCUGGCUGAGCUUCUUCGGAAGAGAAGAAAAAAGGAUGUUAAUAAAAGCCAUAUCGAUGGAGAAACUGGGACGGGGCAUGUGGAAGAAGCAGAUAAGAAUGGAAGAAUUGGGGACUCUCAAAUGAUUCAAGAUGAUGAUGAUGAUGAUGAUAAGGGGGAGGAGGAGAAGGCAUUCGGGGACGGUUUCGACAGAGAGAGUAAUGGAAGAGGAGAAUGUGAUGCUACUACUACUGCUAGGACUAGAACUGAAGCCCCCGAGGCCGGAGGUUGCGAGAGUCCGUGGCGAACGAGGGCUCAAAGACUGGAAAAGAGGAUUAGGGAUCUGCAGAAAUUGGUUGGCUUGAUGGAAAACCGAGACAGAGAUCACCCAUCUUUCUCCGAAGCUGCUCAAAAAGAAGGUUUCUCAUUUCAUCCUAUGUGUAAGGAGCUGAAGAUAAUCAACAUCUCUUUUGCUGAUGAUCUUAUAGUGGUCUGUAAGGCUGAAAGAAGGUCAGUUCAGUGCAUUAUGAAGGUUCUGGAAAGGUUCAAAAAGACAACGGNGAAUCAGCAGAGGAGGGAAGAGCUACUUAAGCUUACUAGCAUGAAACCAGGGUACGAAUGGCUGCAAGGAGACAGAAUCAUUCCUAAAUGGAGAAACUGGGAGGGAGACUACGCAGAGGGGGGUAACAAGCAGAGAAGAGGGAUGAUUAAAUUCAGAAAGCGGCGCAUUACAGGGGCACAAAUGCAAGGACAAAAGGAUUUUCACCCUGGGCUCGGCCAUGAGAGCAAAGAUGCUUGACAACACCUGCAGCAGGGUUCUGGGCUACGGGACAACCAUAAACCUGUAUCAUAUCCAGAGUUUGUUUCUAUGUCAACCAAGAGUUAACUCAAGUCGUACUACUAUUGACCGAUUUCUUGAGCAAUGCUUAAUAUGUGUUUGGAGAAUUGCCUCAACGAGAUGGAGGGUCUAACAGUGAGCAGCCCGAAGUGAGCACAGGAUGAAGGAUAUUAUUAUGCAAAUCUCAAGAUGCAUUAGUUCAAUGGAAGUGUGCAAAGAAGUUGGGGAU
Cuscuta campestris is the source of this 2563-nucleotide messenger RNA. The record is from the annotation of a GenBank genome assembly. Lineage: Eukaryota; Viridiplantae; Streptophyta; Magnoliopsida; Solanales; Convolvulaceae.